UUUCUCUCUCUUUCUCUCUCACUUCAGCAGCAUUUUUCACAGUCGAAAAUUUUUCCAGGUGCACUGCUCACAUCCAUAGGUUUUUUCUUUGUUCGUUUUUGUUUGUAUUAGAUGCAAAUAAUAGGAAAAAUACAUAGUUCGAUUUGGAGGUUUUGAUUUUGUUUUCGGUUGCUGGAGGUUCCAAAUGUCAUCGGUGGAGUCUUUAAGUCCGGUAAUUCGGACGAAGUUUCAUCUUGAUUCGAACUGUAAUCUUCGUUGUUGGAAUGGAUUGGGAUUUUUCCGUUGUAAAUCUAGGGUAUUGCACCGGAAUUCAAACCGUUUUGUUCCGAAUUCGGUGCCCUUUCCCUCUGUAAAGUUGUAUAGACUAGCGUCUUCGAAAAACUCGGAUAGAUUCAAUCUUUGGGGAGGUUUCGCGGGGAAUUUCGGGUCAAGGAGAAUCAAGAUAUGUGCAAAUGGUAGGGAUAGUGAUUCGACGGGUGGUUCAGGGGAGAAGAGUGAAGCUAAACCUAGCGAAACUCAGGGGGUGAGUAAGAACACGCCGAAUUCAGGCUCUUCGUCGAAUCGGAGACGGGAGAAGCACGGGAAGGGAGGUGGUUGGUGGUGGUCUAAAGGUGGAAAAUGGCGGUGGCAGCCAAUAGUUCAGGCCCAAGAGAUUGGAAUUCUGCUUCUGCAGCUUGGAAUUGUAAUUUUCGUUAUGCGAUUGCUUCGUCCAGGGAUUCCAUUGCCGGGGUCCGAACCCAGGAUACCAACGACAUUUGUAAGUGUGCCGUAUAGUGACUUCUUAAGCAAGAUCAACAGUAAUAACGUCCAGAAGGUAGAAGUUGAUGGGGUGCAUAUCAUGUUUAAGUUGAAAUCUGAACCCGGGACUCAGGAAAGUGAAAUAAUUAGUGGAAGCAAGCUGCAGGAAUCGGAGUCGUUGAUAAGAAGUGUUAGUCCCACUAAAAAAGUGGUUUAUACAACUACCAGGCCAGGUGAUAUUAAAACUCCUUACGAUAAGAUGCUUGAAAAUGCAGUGGAGUUUGGGUCACCAGACAAACGAUCGAAUGGAUUCUUGAACUCUGCAUUGAUAGCUUUGUUCUAUGUUGCUGUGCUUGCAGGGCUUCUCCACCGGUUUCCUGUAACCUUUUCACAGCAUACAGCUGGUCAAAUUAGGAACCGCAAGUCUGGAGGUUCUGGUGGGGCAAAAGUCUCUGAACAAGGUGAAUCAAUUACCUUUGCUGAUGUGGCUGGCGUUGAUGAGGCUAAGGAGGAGCUAGAAGAAAUCGUGGAAUUUUUACGGAAUCCAGAUAGGUAUAUUCGACUUGGUGCUCGUCCUCCUCGAGGUGUCCUCCUGGUGAGUCUUAAUGGAAGAAGGACGAUGAUUAUCAAGGUGGGCCUACCGGGGACAGGUAAGACUCUUCUAGCCAAGGCAGUUGCUGGGGAAGCUGAAGUACCCUUUAUAAGUUGUUCUGCUAGUGAAUUUGUAGAACUAUAUGUUGGCAUGGGUGCCUCUCGUGUGAGAGAUCUCUUUGCACGGGCAAAGAAAGAGGCACCAUCAAUCAUCUUUAUUGAUGAGAUUGAUGCUGUAGCAAAAAGUCGUGAUGGUAAAUUUCGUAUUGUCAGCAAUGAUGAGAGAGAGCAAACCUUGAAUCAGUUGCUUACUGAGAUGGAUGGGUUUGACAGCAACUCUGCUGUCAUUGUUCUGGGUGCAACCAACCGAUCAGACGUUUUAGACCCUGCUCUUCGCCGACCUGGGAGAUUUGAUCGUGUUGUUAUGGUCGAAACACCAGACCGAACUGGAAGGGAAUCAAUUUUAAAAGUACAUGUCACCAAGAAAGAGCUCCCCCUUGCAAAUGAUGUCAAUCUCAGUGAUAUUGCUUCGAUGACCACAGGUUUUACAGGGGCAGAUCUUGCAAAUCUGGUUAAUGAAGCUGCUCUUUUGGCUGGAAGACAGAACAAAAAUGUGGUGGAAAAGGACGAUUUUAUUCAAGCAGUGGAGCGAUCGAUAGCUGGCAUAGAGAAGAAGACCGCCAAAUUACAAGGAAGCGAGAAGACUGUAGUUGCACGACAUGAGGUUGGUCAUGCAGUUGUUGGCACAGCUGUUGCAAAUCUUCUCCCUGGACAGCCACGUGUAGAGAAAUUAAGCAUAUUACCAAGGUCAGGAGGGGCACUUGGGUUUACCUAUAUUCCUCCAACAAAUGAAGAUAGAUAUUUGCUCUUCAUCGAUGAGUUGCGUGGCCGUUUGGUUACGCUUCUUGGAGGACGUGCAGCAGAAGAAGUAGCCUUUUCAGGUCGUAUUUCAACCGGUGCACUUGAUGAUAUCAGACGGGCAACCGACAUGGCAUACAAAGCAGUGGCUGAAUAUGGUCUGAAUCAAACAAUAGGUCCCGUGUCUAUAGCAACGCUUUCUGGUGGUGGGAUUGAUGAGUCUGGGGGAGCUGUCUCUUGGGGAAGGGACCAGGGUCACCUUGUUGAUCUUGUUCAACGAGAGGUCAAAGCAUUGCUACAAUCUGCUCUCGAGAUCGCGCUUACAGUUGUGCGUGCAAACCCAGCUGUCUUGGAAGGCCUUGGUGCCCAUUUAGAAGAAAAAGAAAAAGUAGAAGGUGAAGAGCUGCAACAGUGGCUGAGAAUGGUCGUUGCACCAAAAGAAUUGACAACCUUCGUAAGAGGCAAGCAAGAAUCUCUUCUCCCAGUACAGACAGUGAACUCAUCCCCAGCUUCAUAGCCAUCAUGUAUAAUUCUUGUAUACUUAGAGUAAGUUAAAUUUCCGCGCAUUCUUUAUAAGAUACCUGCUGGUUGGAUGUGUCAUGUUACAGAAUGGGAGAAAAAAUACCAGCAAAAUGCAGCAGCAGCAGUCUAAGCACCUCGUUAUAGAGCCGUGUUCAAGUGUCGCAAUGCGUUGGCCACCAUUUUAACAGUAUCCAACUUCAUAUCUGUAAUUUAUUACCCAGCUUUACACAUUGUUGUACUGUAAAUAUAUAGCGUUCCCCUAAGUUGCAAAUGUAUGAAGUCUGGGUCAAUAUACUUAUACUCUCAAAAGUUAUCAAAGAAUUUGUGCAUUUUCUAUGUUGAGUUCAUUGAA
Molecule: messenger RNA, 3061 nt
Organism: Momordica charantia (bitter melon)
Lineage: Eukaryota; Viridiplantae; Streptophyta; Magnoliopsida; Cucurbitales; Cucurbitaceae
Product: ATP-dependent zinc metalloprotease FTSH 9, chloroplastic
Biological process (GO): proteolysis
Cellular component (GO): chloroplast thylakoid membrane
Molecular function (GO): ATP hydrolysis activity; ATP-dependent peptidase activity; zinc ion binding
Source: RefSeq, a predicted model, not a curated record